Molecule: messenger RNA, 2059 nt
Organism: Aaosphaeria arxii CBS 175.79
Lineage: Eukaryota; Fungi; Ascomycota; Dothideomycetes; Pleosporales
Exons: 5
Coding region: 40-2022 (660 amino acids)
Biological process (GO): regulation of DNA-templated transcription
Molecular function (GO): DNA-binding transcription factor activity, RNA polymerase II-specific; zinc ion binding
Source: RefSeq, a predicted model, not a curated record
AUCGUUUGCGCACAUCGACUAAGCACAUGUGCACCCGUGAUGGAUCUGUCGAUGCAUCGCCCACGGGGUUCUGGAGAUAAUCAAUCAAGCCCUCCAAACGUACGGCCUAGUAAGAGGUCCCGCACCGCAACAACCGACACUACGAGUACUGGCCAACACGAUUCCGGCCCAUCGGGAUCGGGUCGGAAGGACCGCCUGAGGACUCGCGCUGCAGUUGCGUGCGCCACCUGUCGCGCACGAAAAACCAAGUGCGAUGGUCGAAGGCCUUUAUGCGGGUACUGUGAGAGGACCAACACCAUCUGCCAAUACGAUGGCGAAGAUCUUACGGCCUUUGACCUGACAUCAUUCAAAGACAUGAGUUCCGAAGUCCUGCAUGCUAUUAAUCAAUUGACACAACUGAUCAAGGAAGAGUCACGCUUUCGUCAGCCUGAUACAGUCUCUCCGGGUUCCGGCGAAUCGUUCGUGACUUUCCCUCUCGGCGAAGGUUCUAACAGUGCUCUAGCAGUGGAUCACAACAGUGAUCAGACAACCAACCUUCCCACUGAUCUUCACACCACUCCCAAUCGUCAUGGUCUACAUGACCCCCAGCUUCCAACUUUCUCACAAGGCCUCAACUCUGUGUUGGAAUGGCAUGUGUUUCCUGCUGGGAUCGAGCCUAUUCGAGUAGAUGAGAGGACACCUCCUCCAACACCCGAAGAGCUUCCAAAAAUAACAAUCUCAGAACUCACAAGGCUGCAAUUAAAUUAUCGUCAAGUCGUUCAUAUAGUGAACCCGAUGCUUGACAUAAGCACUCUUGACCAAUAUAUCACGCAUAUUUCCGAAAAUGGCUUUGACUGGACAACACGGACUUGUCUGGUCGCACUUGUCUGUGCCAUUGGUGCCUUGUGUCAAGACGUCGAUGUCUUCUCGCCAGGCAAUCCCCCUGAUCCAAAGUCUAAUGACACCGAUGUUGCAUACCGAUUCUGGAGCAUUGCAUCUAAAAGGCUGGGGCGAGCAAUGAGCUAUAACACCUUGGAAUCUGCACAAUGCUUGUGCUUAGCAGGGAUCUGGUUUAUGUGCAAUCUGCAGCCUUUGAAUGCUUGGAAACACUUCACCAUGGCUGGAAAUUGCUGGUAUUCUGCCAUACAGGCCAGGUCAAAGUCAACGUUACACCCAGAAGUCCCGGAUGUUCCAAGCUUAUCGCAAAACAUCGAACAAAGCGUAUUCUACACUAUAUACAAGUCAGAAUUAGAGAUACGCUACGAGUUGAUGAUGCAUGGCUCUGUUCUAGAGCACAUCGAAGAGCAACUUGUCUUCCCUGCGCCGCCGGCCGUUAAUCAUGCUCAGUUGCAGAGCCCAAAUGAUGAACUCGCAACUUGGUACUUUUAUCUCACUGAUAUCGCCGCCCGUCAUCUUAUCAACCGUAUCGUGAAUACGAGGGUCAAAGUCAACGCGUGUCCGAGCGAGAGUCAAGUAAAAGCUUUAUUUUGUACUCACGAGAUCUUUGAGAUUCAACUGGAGGAAUGGUAUCAGUCCAUUCCGCCAGAAAUUUCGUUCCAGAGGCCAGAUGCAUCCAUUGCAGCUGAUCCCGAUCCAUUAAAACAUAUACUGCGUUCACGCUACAUGUUCAUUCGCGAACUAUUAUGUCGGCCAUUCAUCCAGCUAUGCCUUAACUAUCAUCUCGACUUGCCUCACGAAACGCUCGAUAAGGUCACGGCUAUCGCCACGCUGGGCCUACAGUACUGUUCUUGGAAAUUGCAAGCCUCACAUAAGCCUAAACGAACGGACCAGGGUGUGUGGAUUUGGAUCCGCAACAGCACCACCAGCUCAAUGAUCUUAAUCGGUGCCGCUCGUAGUCGUCAGUUUCCGCUACUGAAUGCUGCCUCACGUUUGUGGUUGCCCGAAGACUGGCAUGAAAACGUAGCGGGUUUUGUAUCACACUUGGAGGCCUAUGCUUGGGAAAAGUGGGAGAGUAUAGCAGAUUGCAUUCGACUCAUCUCGCUUGGAUUAGAAAAUCUUCAACCACAGGUUGCCAUGUCCUAGAUCUCGUGUACUAUAUAUUGUCAAAUGCCAUUCCGCG